Molecule: messenger RNA, 1656 nt
Organism: Phacochoerus africanus (Common warthog)
Lineage: Eukaryota; Metazoa; Chordata; Mammalia; Artiodactyla; Suidae
Gene: GCM1
Product: glial cells missing transcription factor 1
Exons: 5
Coding region: 131-1426 (431 amino acids)
Biological process (GO): regulation of transcription by RNA polymerase II; cell differentiation involved in embryonic placenta development; gliogenesis
Cellular component (GO): nucleus
Molecular function (GO): RNA polymerase II cis-regulatory region sequence-specific DNA binding; DNA-binding transcription activator activity, RNA polymerase II-specific
Source: RefSeq, a predicted model, not a curated record
AAGACCGUCUCCUGGCCUAAACCUCUUGGGUGAACUGAUCCAACUGUGUCAAGAGCCUUUGCGAGCGACAUUCUCAAGCUCUUCUGAGGGCACUUGGACAGACAGAGACUGUGGGUGACCUGACUUUAUCAUGGAACCUGAGAACGCUGGUUCUGAGGACAAAGAGGUGUUAAGCUGGGAUAUUAAUGAUAUGAAACUGCCACAGAAUGUGAAAAAGACAGACUGGUUCCAGGAAUGGCCAGAUGCCUAUGAGAAGCACAUCUACAGCUCGGAGGACCGGAGCGCACAGCGGCACCUGAGCAGCUGGGCCAUGCGCAACACCAACAACCACAACUCCCGAAUCCUCAAGAAGUCCUGUCUGGGCGUGGUGGUGUGCGGCCGCGAUUGCUUGGCCCCUGAGGGACGCAAGGUCUACCUGAGGCCCGCCAUCUGCGACAAGGCCCGGCAGAAGCAGCAGAGGAAACGCUGUCCCAACUGUGAUGGCCCCUUGAAGCUCAUUCCCUGCCGUGGCCACGGGGGCUUUCCCGUCACUAACUUCUGGAGGCACGACGGCCGCUUCAUAUUCUUCCAGUCAAAGGGAGAACAUGACCAUCCAAAGCCAGAAACCAAACUGGAAGCCGAGGCAAGAAGAGCAGUGAAGAAAACACACUUGGCGGCUUCCUCCUCAAAGCUGAAGCAGGGCCCAGAAAUCAAGCCUCUUCCAGGUGAAACACCAAGUUGGGAAAGUUUAACUCGGUCUUUCCAGGAAGGCAUUCAAUUGCCUAGUAGUUACAGUGGACAUUUAAUAGGGAACACUCCCCAGCAGAAGGCACUGAAUGAUUGCUCAUCCUUCUCCGAGAGUUAUGGUUUGGGGGGCACCACCGACCCGGCAGACCCCACUCCUCCCCUGGGGGCCCCUCAGCUCUACGAGAAAUGCAGUUUGUCCGAAGGUCAGAUCUCCAGCAACCGAGACCUGCUUCAGCCUCCUGUCUCUGGGGUCUUUGGUUACAGUGAUCCGCAAACAUGGAAUGAUAACAUGGCUUUGGAGAGAAAUCCUCUGAAUGACAACAGCUGCCCCAAUUAUCCUUUUGCUCUGACCAGCUGGCCCUAUGACUUCUCCCCUCCCCAGAACGCUUCAGAACCCUUUCCCCAGCAGAUCCCAAUGGAACCACCAGCUGCCAAAGCAAGCUGUCCCCCAUUAUGGCCAAAUCAAGGGGGUGAUCUUUAUGAAGAGAAGAUGCCUGUGGAUUUUAACGGCUACUACCCUUCCACCACGUGCCGUUCACCUCAGGAAGAGCCCUUUCUCCUCACCUGUACCUCUCAGCCUCGUCACCAGUACUCUCUGCCUGGCAAGAGCAGCAAAUGGAAUUUGGAUGAAGAAAUGAGGUACCUGGGCUUGGAUCACUGCAACAAUGAAAUGCUUCUAAACCUCUGUUCUCUGAGAUGAUCUCAAAUGGAAUCCUUGUGCACUGCUGGAGGAAAUGUCAUUUGGUGCUGCCAUUAUGGAAAACAGUAUGGAGGCGCCUCAGUAAUUAACAGUAGAACUACCAUAUAAUCCAGCCUUUCCAUUUCGAGGUAUAUAUCCACAGGAAACGGGAGAUCACUAUCCUGAGGAAAUAGCUGUACCACCGUGUUCAUUGCAGCGUUAUUUACGGUAGCCAAGGCAUGGAAACAACC